AUGACCAACAUAAGAAGCGAAAACGUCACCCCAACACCGGCGGACGAGCCACAACGAGCAGCCGAACAGACGUUCGACGAUAUAUCGUCGGACGACACACGCAAUGGAUUAAGCGGCAACAUCGAGCGUCGAGACAGUGCCGAGGACAUUGAAAAAUUGGUAAAGGAGAUCGAGAUUGGCGCGGGAGCGCCUAUAAUAGCGCCUAUUGUGGCGCAACCCGUCACACAACCAGUCAACUGCGAAGAGCUCCUUCAGCAGACGGAGGCCAUUAUAAAGACACUUGAUCUUCGAGAGCAAUUUAUAACAUGGCCAACAGAAGAUGAGACAAUUCAAUCUAUUGCAGCAUUUCAGCGGCAAAGAGGGUUCCCAAAUGUUAUUGGAGCAAUAGAUGGAACCUAUGUUGUAAUAGAUACUCCAAACGACAACCCUGAAGCAUACAUUAAUAGAAAGGACAUUUAUUCUAUUCAGUUACAGGUGGUUUGUAAGCAUAACUUACAAUUUAUUCAUUGUUUUGUCGGCUAUCCUGGAUCUGUACAUGAUCAAAAGGUUUUUCAACUCUCAAAUAUACAACGUUUUUUUAAUGACCCUUUAAAAUUUCCCAAUAACAGUCAUGUAAUAGGAGAUGCAGCUUACAAAAUUCAACAGCACUUGUUAGUACCAUUUAAACAUAAUAAACGAUUAACGGAAAGGCAACGAAAUUUUAACUAUUGCUUAUCUUCGACUCGAAUGGCAGUAGAACGUUCAAUUGGGCUCCUGAAAGGACGAUUUAGGAUAUUGUUAGACAAACUUCAUGUUAAACGAACUGACCUUAUUCCCAAUUAUAUAAUGGCGUGUUGUGUAUUGCACAAUUUAUUUACCAAUUGCCUCACCUGGGAAGGAUACAGAAUUCCAUUCAAGACAGCUGAGAGCAUCGUAGUACCUGCAAGAUCCAUUUCUUUCUUUUUCUAUUUUUUUAAAUUUUAA
Wasmannia auropunctata (little fire ant) is the source of this 963-nucleotide messenger RNA. Its product is annotated as putative nuclease HARBI1. The transcript has 4 exons. NCBI's taxonomy places the organism in Eukaryota, Metazoa, Arthropoda, Insecta, Hymenoptera, Formicidae. The coding region runs from base 1 to 963 and encodes 320 amino acids. The record is from RefSeq and is a predicted model, not a curated record.